Messenger RNA from Cygnus atratus (black swan), 928 nucleotides. RefSeq names its product potassium voltage-gated channel interacting protein 3 (gene KCNIP3). The transcript has 8 exons. The coding region runs from base 1 to 693 and encodes 230 amino acids. NCBI's taxonomy places the organism in Eukaryota, Metazoa, Chordata, Aves, Anseriformes, Anatidae. Gene Ontology annotation, cellular component: nucleus; voltage-gated potassium channel complex. Gene Ontology annotation, biological process: regulation of potassium ion transmembrane transport; negative regulation of transcription by RNA polymerase II. Gene Ontology annotation, molecular function: RNA polymerase II cis-regulatory region sequence-specific DNA binding; DNA-binding transcription repressor activity, RNA polymerase II-specific; potassium channel regulator activity. The record is from RefSeq and is a predicted model, not a curated record.
AUGGCCAUGCAGGGCAUGGAGCUGUGCGCCGUGGCCGUGGUCAUCCUCCUCUUCAUCGCUGUCCUCAAGCAGUUCGGCAUCCUGGAGCCCAUCUCCGCGGAAGACAGCAGCGACGGCGACCUGGAGCUCUCGGCCGUGCGGCACCAACCCGAGGGGCUGGAGCAGCUGCAGGUGCAGACCAAGUUCACCAAGAAGGAGCUGCAGUCCCUCUACCGCGGCUUCAAGAGUGAGUGCCCCAGCGGCCGGGUGGACGAGGAGACCUUCACGCUCAUCUACGCGCAGUUCUUCCCGCAGGGCGACGCCAGCGCCUACGCUCACUUCUUGUUCAACGCCUUCGACGCCGACGGCAGCGGGGCACUCUGCUUCGAGGACUUUGUUGUCGGCCUCUCCGUCUUGCUGCGGGGGACGGUGCAGGAGAAGCUGAACUGGGCUUUCAACCUCUACGACAUUAAUAAGGACGGCUUCAUCACCAAGGAGGAGAUGCUGGAGAUCAUGAAGUCCAUCUACGAUAUGAUGGGGCGCUGCACCCUGCCCGCCCCGAGGGACAGCGCGCCCGCCGAGCACGUGGAGCUCUUCUUCCAGAAGAUGGACAGGAACGGGGACGGCGUGGUGACCUUCGAGGAGUUCCUGGAGACGUGCCAGCAGGACGAGGACAUCAUGAGCUCCAUGCAGAUCUUCGAGAACACCAUCUAGAGGCGCUGCCGUGGGGCGCAGGGGAGGAACGGUUUUGGCCCCUUCAAGACACAGCGCGAGGCUAAUAACGCUGAAGGUGCAAGAAACAUUAAAAAUAAGCAGGAAACGUUAAAAACAAGGAGAACGUUGCCAGCCUGUCCCCCUGAGCAGCCAGAGCCGCCCCUGCCAGCCACUUUUGGGGCAGAACUCCCCAAACCAGGGUCUCCCUGCCCCAGGGGACGGCCAGCGGUGCAGA